UGAGAAGCUCAUACUACUGGAAAAUGGAAUGGAGACGCUGCGUGGCGCGAAAAGGGAAGAUACUAAGUAACUUGUAUGUGGCUCUUGAUGAAUUGUGUUUCAUGAACAAUGCACCUAGGAGAAGAUCUAAGAAGAAGAAAUGCUUCAAGGAAGAAGAGCUUGAUAACCAUAAUCUGAAUGCAUUGAUGCGACACGGAAGCAUGAGUCUCGCGGAAGAAAAGCAAAUUCUGAGGAACAUAAACACUCAUCAGAGAGAUGCUGAUAAAUUUCAGUCACUAGAAGUGCUUAGAAAUACUAUCAAAUGGGGUUACUAUGAGAAUCAUUGCCAUAAGCUACUGAGAGAAAUUGAACAAUUCCAAAACCAAAGGAAAAGAGCUGCUGCCAAUGCUUCUGCGAAGGGAAAGAUUCCGGGUUAUGUAUCGAUGAAAAACACCGUAAAGGACCAAAUCAAGGUGUUCUGUGAUGAAUCUUCGGAGAACAGAAAAAAAGAGAUGGCAGAAUGUACCAAAAUUAGAAAUACAGAGAAAAAACAAGAGGUCAUAAACCAAGAAUUACAUUCUUUGAAAACAAAGUUGGGAGAAAAGCAAAAGAAAAAGGGUGAAGCAUAUGAAUCCGUUACUAAACUGAAGCAGUUAUAUGAUGAAGAGGUUACCAACUAUUACAAGUAUUGUUCACUCAUGAACAAAGUGCAACACCUGGCUGAAGAGAAAGAUAUAGCAGCGCUUGAUAAAUUGUCGCGUUACGAGGGUGACAGAUUUAUGUUGGAAUGGAAUUCUAACAAAGCUUUCAGAGAAGCUUAUGCGAAAAAGAUUAUGCAAUCACAACAAACACAAAAAAUAAACAGAGAUUGGAGUUAGGGAACAACUGAAUAGUCAAUGCAGUAGUUGUGUUGUUAGGCAUAUAAGUGUGAUUGUUGAAGAAAAUAAAGCUACAAGAAUAUUGAUAAAAAAUAAAUA
Arachis ipaensis is the source of this 956-nucleotide messenger RNA. The record is from RefSeq and is a predicted model, not a curated record. Lineage: Eukaryota; Viridiplantae; Streptophyta; Magnoliopsida; Fabales; Fabaceae.